Messenger RNA from Haliotis rubra (blacklip abalone), 1745 nucleotides. Its product is annotated as ras-related protein Rab-40B-like. Gene Ontology annotation, biological process: intracellular signal transduction; protein localization to plasma membrane. Gene Ontology annotation, molecular function: GTPase activity; GTP binding. Gene Ontology annotation, cellular component: plasma membrane; synaptic vesicle; endosome. Lineage: Eukaryota; Metazoa; Mollusca; Gastropoda; Lepetellida; Haliotidae. The record is from RefSeq and is a predicted model, not a curated record.
AGUAUUCUGAGGAAGAGAAGCGAUCAUCUAGACGUUGUUUGAGAUGGGUUAAAUUUUGUCACUUAUAUUUGUGUGUCUGUGUGGUUUAUUCCCAAAUGGCCAUGGAUACGUAUCGUUUAAAUUCUGGAUAAAAUGGAAACUGUUGUUUUAACGCGUAUAUGGAAGCUCGAUCAAUCAGCGCCGUAAUGAUGUGCACUGCUGUUACCAGUAGUCCCUCGCCCCCUCGGCCUGUAAAUUCGGCUUCUGCAUCUAAAUCAUACGAUUAUUUACUGAAAUUUCUCCUCGUUGGAGACAGUGAUGUUGGAAAAGAAGAACUAUUGUCAGGGAUGGAGGACGGAGCGACUGAAUCACCCUACGGAUACUCAAAUUGUGGGAUUGAUUAUAAAACGACAACGAUUCUGUUGGAUGGCAAAAGAGUAAAGUUGCAACUGUGGGACACAUCUGGACAAGGGAGGUUCUGUACCAUCCUAAGAUCUUACUCACGAGGGGCACAGGGAAUUCUGCUGGUAUAUGACAUAACAAACAGGUGGUCAUUUGAUGGCAUAGACAGAUGGAUCAAGGAAAUCAACGAGCAUGCACCGGGUGUACCGAAGAUCCUGGUCGGAAAUCGUCUUCAUCUCGCCUUCAAACGUCAGAUCAGUGAAGCUACGGCAGAGGCUUAUGCUAUUAAGAAUGACAUGGCUUUCUUUGAAGUCAGCCCACUGUGUGACUUCAAUGUAACGGAGUCGUUCGCUGAACUGUCUCGACUUGCUCUCAAGAGAAACGGCAUGAGUCGGGCAUGGGGGCACAAUAAAGUUUUGAGUCUUCAAGAAUUAGCCUGCAGGACGAUAGUUUCCCGGACUACCAUAUAUGGCAUUGAACAACUUCCUCUCCCACAUGCACUGAAAUCCCACCUGAAGUCAUAUGCACUGACGAACAAAACAAGGGCAAGGAUGCUUAGUUUUGUGCACAGAGACAAACACAAAAAAGUGAAAUAUUUGAACCCUUGUGACUCUCCACCAAUGAACUGCCGAAAGAGCUGCUGUAUCAGCUAGCACUGAACCACGUUCUUUCUGUGUCGUCAUUUCAUUCAAGAGUUCAUUCCCCUGAUGACCUUCACCUCAUUGCUGUCUCAUCGUUGUUGUCAUGUGACUGUUUUCAUUUGCAUCAUUUCAAGCUGACUGAGCUUCGUUAUGCAUCAGUGCUUGCAAGCCAAUUUAUUUCAUCCAUGUUCGUGCUACAGCUGUGAUUUUUGUUUGCUUUUUUUCAAUAUUUUUUUUGUACAGUUUUGUAUGUGAAUGUAAAAUGUUCGAAGGGACAGAACAUCCGUGUAAUAUAGUGACUUGAUUUGAACCACAUGCUCAUAAGGACUGUGAAGAAUUUGAAAUAACGAAACCUUGGUAAUAACCUACCUCGAUAAUCAAGUGCUAUAGGAACAGAGUAUAAUCAUGUAUGGAACAUUGUGUUUUCUUGUGUUGAUAUGAACAAUACAAACAUUCAAAGAUGACAAUCCUUUGUAAAAGUUUCACUGAUUUUGAAUUAACUGGGUCUUUUCUGUUAAUCAUUUUGACCCUCGGAUCUUGCAGUUCAGCGGAAUUAAUUUUCGUAUUGCUGAACAUAUGCAUGUGUAAAUCUGUAUUGUGUUUAACUGCUAUUGUUCCUGCUUAUACAGUGAACACCACGGUCCGCAGAGUAAAGGGAGAUAACUUGUGGUGUGAGCUUGGAAACUUGUAUUUUCGAAGUUUUUAAUGUUAGUGUAGGUGAGA